This is a messenger RNA of Mytilus californianus (California mussel), 793 nucleotides long. Its product is annotated as CCAAT/enhancer-binding protein gamma-like. Gene Ontology annotation, biological process: DNA-templated transcription; regulation of transcription by RNA polymerase II. Lineage: Eukaryota; Metazoa; Mollusca; Bivalvia; Mytilida; Mytilidae. The coding region runs from base 16 to 495 and encodes 159 amino acids. Gene Ontology annotation, molecular function: DNA-binding transcription factor activity, RNA polymerase II-specific; RNA polymerase II cis-regulatory region sequence-specific DNA binding. The transcript is spliced from 2 exons. The record is from RefSeq and is a predicted model, not a curated record.
UCUAUCAACAUACUGAUGAGUAUGUGUGACAGUGACAUAAAUAUUUAUGUGCUUCGUUUUUGUCAUUUCCUACAAAGAAGCAAGAUGGAACAUCCCUCGAAAAGACAGUUUACAACCAGUGAUGAAGAUGGAAGUAGCAUGGAUGAUACCUCACCAAAAUACAAACGAAAAAAAUUAGAAAAAGGAAGUGAUGAAUAUGUUAUGAGAAGGGUGAGAAAUAACAUGGCUGUCAAAAAAAGCAGAGAAAAGAGUCGACAGAAAGCAAAGGAAACAAUGGAUCAGGUUGAUAAACUUAGAAAGGAAAAUGAGACAUUGGAACAAAAAGUUACAAUUCUAUCAAAAGAGCUGGGUGUGUUAAAGGACUUAUUCUUGGCUCAUGCUGGAUCAGUUUCACAAAACGAGUGCUCUGGGAAUGCAGCAUCAACAUCUGGGAUCAAAGAUGAACCUACAAAUUCUGGGGUCAAAGAUCACGAAUAUUCAACAUUUUCUGUUUGACAGUUACCAUCAUGAAUACACACAUAAAUCAUGAUCAUUAUUUUGUAAAUGACUGAUUGAUACCAGUGAUUAGAUGUUUUAGACUUGAUUAUAUAACAUUGUUGGUUAAUGAUUUCAGUUUUUAUGUCUAAAGUUUUUUUAUUAUUUUUUUAUCAAGGAUAUUAAGUUUAUUUUAAUUUAAAGUAAGCAAAAUAUAUAUACUAUGUAUAACAUGUAUUUAAUGUUGUAAGAUACUACUGUUUGUACUGUUAAUUUAUCUACUUUGUUAUGUAUAAUGAAAAUAAGUCGAGUUGCCAAA